UGGAACAUAACAUUUGUAAACAGAGGUCAGCCACAGUGAUGGGUGACCGUAGAACUCUAAACAACCAGUUUACACCUAGCGUAGGGUUACGACUUUUCGAAUUGAUAUAUUCAUUUUUCUGCCUCGGCUAAUAUUACACCCGCUCCCAUAUGGGAGAUGACAGCUCCUAAUCUCCAUGAGACGCCCUCGUUAUCUGAAAUCCGUCUCCGGACAGAGCAAAAAUUCGGUGUUCGCCCGUGUCUGUGGCAGCUCAAAGUAGCGCGUGCGCUUCUCCAAGGCAACCAGGAUGUACUGUGUAUUGCAGGGACUGGGAUGGGGAAGACACUGGGCUUCUGGAUUCCAUUACUGUUCCGUGUCAAUAGCAUUCAGUUGGUUGUUACCCCAUUGAACUUACUUGGUAAACAAAAUGCCACAUCUCUCGCCAAGGCUGGAAUCCGCGCCAUAGCUAUUAAUGCAGAAACUGCUAGUGCUGCAAAUUUUUCGGCAAUCAAAGCCUUGAAAUACCGCGCCAUUGCAGUUAGUCCUGAGCAGAUCAUGAAACCGAACGGCGACUUUGAAAAACUUCUCAAAGACCCGCUUUUUUCUCGUUACCUUGUGAGUAUCGUUAUCGAUGAAGCGCACUGCAUCACUGAAUGGGGAGAGUUCCGUCCGGAAUAUCGAGAAUUAGGCCGCCUUCGUUACAUCCUGCCAUCAAAUGCGUUAAUCAUGAUCACUUCCGCUACCCUCACGAAAGCAUCGCUGACAAGUACCACCCGACUUCUCCAUAUGCAUGCUGACAAGAUGAUUACAAUACGUCGCUCAAGUGACCGCCCGAACAUCAAGAUUGGAGUCAAAAAAAUCAAACACGCACUGAAUAGCUAUGCCGAUCUUGCUUUCCUCAUUCCGACGGGCUGGAAGGUUGGUGAUCCCCCGGUGCAGAAGUUCUUGAUCUUUUUUGACAGCAUCCCGGAUGCCAUAAAUGCGACUCUAUACCUGCGCAAAUGCUUACCAACCAAUAUGCAAGAUAAGAUUAAGUGGUUCAAUGCGGACAUGACAGGAGGGUACAAAGAUGCGGAGCUCACGAACCUUAUAUCGGGAGAUACGUGGGGCUACUGCACAACAGAUUCCAAUCAGGGAAUGGAUGUUCCCGACAUCAUGCUAAUUAUUCAGUGGCGAGCAUCAUGCAAGCUAUCCACUCUUUGGCAGUGGUUUGGGCGUGCAGUACGGGAUCAAAGCCUUCUGGGCACUGCAUUGUUGUUCGCAGAGAAGGAGCACUUUGAUGAUGAACGACAAGCUAAACUGGCGAGAAAAAAGGCAUGGGAGGCGACGCGGAAGAGAAAGGGUGAUAACUUACCUACAUCAACGUCGAAGCGCCGUGCCGUGAAUCCGUCAAAUUCUCAGGCGGGCGAUUCCCGCGCACUGCAGACUAUCAGCAAUGGCAAUGGUAAUGAGUCUGAUGAGUCUGAUGAGGAUGUUAUACCUCCCAUAGAUGCAGGCCUGCAGGGGUUAAAGGACUUGGCGAAGGACGCUGGAGAACCUGUGCAGAAAUAUAAUGGAAAGCGACAAAAGCCGAGUCUUGAUCCAUCAAUGGAUUAUCUGAUUAACGCGGAGAAAUGUACUGGACUGAUGUGCCGCAGGAAGGUCUUUGACAUUAGCUUUGAUAACGACACUGCUGAUUCCGACCAUUUGGACUGCAACACCGAGCAAGCAUCAGGGUGUGAAAGGUGCUGCCUCUCUCAACCGACUAUCUGCUGCGAUAUCCACCACCCCGAUCAUUUUACCCAGUACACUUCUCAUAUUGAAAAACCAACAACGAUGCCUCAGCGCUGCCGCAUUACCAAGUACGAGAAGACCACAAAAGACUUCACCUUCCAAGACGCACUAGAUGAGUGGCGUGAGCAGAAGACAGUUGAGGUAUAUGGCUGGUAUCACCUCAACGACCUCGGCCCUACUGUUGUCAUGCCAAACGCUAUGUUGGAUCGCAUCGUCGACUGCGUACAUCACCACAAGAUCCAGAACAUCCUUGAUUUGAAGAAGGAGACGGGUUGGACAGAUGUAGAGAACUUUGGGGAGGAGGUUAUUACUCUUAUCAAGAAAUAUAUGCCGCUCCCCCAUCCUGUGCUAUUCACAACAACACCACUUACUAGGCCUGGACCUGUCCAACCUCAACCUCUUGCCCCAGUCCCUGCCGCUGUUGAAAGACGAAGGAACCGGUGUAGUGCUUGCAGUCUUGAAGGACAUAAUGCCCGCAAUCGUGUGUGCAAUAGGCACCCAUCACGCUCAGGACAGAACAAAGAGAAUGCUACAACACUCACAUCCACGCUCACACUCGCUCAAGGCAGUCGUACAGCUUAGACUCGUAAUAAUGUUUAUACUAUAGCUCCAUUAAUAUGUCCUCAAUUUCCGCCCCC
Molecule: messenger RNA, 2390 nt
Organism: Suillus paluster
Lineage: Eukaryota; Fungi; Basidiomycota; Agaricomycetes; Boletales; Suillaceae
Product: P-loop containing nucleoside triphosphate hydrolase protein
Exons: 5
Coding region: 157-2334 (725 amino acids)
Biological process (GO): double-strand break repair via homologous recombination
Cellular component (GO): chromosome; nucleus; cytoplasm
Molecular function (GO): nucleic acid binding; 3'-5' DNA helicase activity; ATP binding
Source: RefSeq, a predicted model, not a curated record